Recurvomyces mirabilis is the source of this 1815-nucleotide messenger RNA. RefSeq names its product endoplasmic oxidoreductin-1 (gene ERO1). Gene Ontology annotation, biological process: protein folding in endoplasmic reticulum. The coding region runs from base 1 to 1815 and encodes 604 amino acids. The transcript has 2 exons. Gene Ontology annotation, cellular component: endoplasmic reticulum membrane; endoplasmic reticulum. The record is from RefSeq and is a predicted model, not a curated record. Gene Ontology annotation, molecular function: FAD binding; thiol oxidase activity; protein-disulfide reductase activity. Lineage: Eukaryota; Fungi; Ascomycota; Dothideomycetes; Mycosphaerellales; Teratosphaeriaceae.
AUGCGAAGAUCAACAGCGGCACGAGCAUUCUACCUGGCAGUAUUUGCACUGUUCAGCAAUGACUGCGUUGCCCACGCCGCCUCUUCCACACCCUCCCAUGCAAGCAGUCCAGACGUCUGCGCCCUCGAACCUCGUGCCAAAGUCUCCGACGCAUGUGCAUCAUACGCCGAUCUCGACCAGCUGAACAACCGACUCUACCCCUACGUUCACAAACUCGCCAACAACACCGACUUCUUCUCCUACUACCGGCUCAACCUCUAUAACAAAGAGUGUCCGUUCUGGAGUGAUGAGAGUGGCGCAUGUGGCAAUAUCGCCUGUGCAGUGACGACGGUGGAGAAUGAAGAGGAUGUGCCCGCGAUAUGGAGGGCGGAGGAAUUGAGUAAGCUCGAAGGACCGAAGGCGAAGCAUCCUGGUCGGAAACAACAGAAGGAGAGGCAGAGACCACUUCUCGAUCAGCUGGGUGAGAGUGUUGGGGAGAGUUGCGUGGUGGAGUAUGAUGAUGAGUGUGAUGAGCGGGAUUAUUGUGUGCCGGAUGAUGAAGGCGCAGCGGGCAAGGGCGACUAUGUCAGCUUGGCGGACAAUCCAGAACGUUUCACUGGAUAUGCUGGCGAAGGAGCACAUCAAGUCUGGGAGGCGAUAUAUCGCGAGAACUGCUUCUCCCGACCACCAACCAGCGAUCGUAGUGUCGGCCUACCUGGCCUAUCCGCACUCUCCCCAGGCCUAUCCCAAAACCAAGCACAAGCCGCCCUAGACUUCAAGCAGGUAAUGAAAGCCCACGACCGACAAGGAGCAACCAAAUCCGGCACCACAGAAGAGAACGCCCCAGAGUUCGAAGACGAAUGCCUGGAAAAACGCGUCUUCUACCGCGUAAUCUCCGGCAUGCACGCCGCAAUCUCCACCCACCUCUGCCACGACUACCUGAACCAAACAACCGGCCAAUGGGGUCCGAACCUCCAAUGCUACAAAGACCGCCUCCACAACCACCCGGAACGCAUCUCGAACCUCUACUUCAACUACGCCUUGGUCUUGCGAGCCGUGAGUAAACUACGCGACUACGUGCAAGACUACACUUUCUGCACGGGCGACAGCGCGCAAGACGCCAAGACGAAAAACAUGAUCCGGCAGCUCGCGGACAACAUCCCGCCCGGCCCUCAAAUCUUCGACGAGAGCAUCAUGUUCCAAGACCAACCCGGCUUAGCAGACGGUCUAAGUCUGAAAGAAGACUUCCGCAACCGCUUCAGGAAUGUAAGUCGGAUAAUGGACUGCGUAGGCUGCGACAAAUGCCGACUCUGGGGCAAAGUCCAGACGAACGGGUUCGGGACGGCGUUGAAAGUCCUCUUCGAGUUCGGCAACGGUCACGAGGAUCAAGAGAAGCCGCUUCUACGUCGGACGGAACUGGUGGCGUUGAUCAAUACCCUGGAUAAGAUCAGUGGGGCUAUGAAGGCGAUUGAGCAUUUCCGGGAGAUGAUGGUGGUGGUGGAGUUGGAGGGGGGGAGCGUGGAGAUGGCGCAGAAGGUGGUGCAAACCAAUAUCUCGGACGAUAUUGAACUCGACGAUUUCCCUCCUUCCUCCUCCUCCUCCCACGACACAGACAAGCCCGAACUAAACCCGGAGACCCUGACCCAGAUCUUCACCCAAGAACUCGCGCUCGUGUGGAGCGCUUACGUCUUUGUAUUGAAAUCGUGGUUCGGCUUACCGAGGAAACUGGGCGGGAUCGCGCUGAGUGAAUUGAAGCGGCUGUGGGAAUUUUGGUUGGGGAGGCCGGUGCCGGGGCGGAGUUGGGAGGUUAGGAUGCCGAGGCGGGAUGAGAUGUGA